Symbiodinium necroappetens is the source of this 1798-nucleotide messenger RNA. Lineage: Eukaryota; Dinophyceae; Suessiales; Symbiodiniaceae. The record is from the annotation of a GenBank genome assembly.
GGCGAGAAGGCCAAAGAGGAGGACAGCUUGGUGGAGGCUGCAGGAAGGGGCGACCUGAACAAGGUGGAGGAGUUCUUGGCGGUCUACGACUACGAUCCCAACUAUUUGGAGAUUGGUAAAGAGACGUCCCGGUUCGCCCCAGAGCCUUCAGAGUUUCGCAGGCUCGCCGAAACGCGGGGGCUGCCCAGAGAUGGCAAAAGCCUGGGAACCACAGCCCUCAUUGCAGCGGCCGUCUCGGGCCACAGCCAUGUUGCUCGGGAGCUGCUGAAGUUCGGAGCCGAUGUAGAUGCGACAGAUUCCGAUGGACUCACAGCCCUCAUUGCAGCGGCCGUCUUGGGCCACAGCCAUGUUGCUCGGGAGCUGCUGAAGUUCGGAGCCGAUGUAGAUGCGACAGAUUCCGAUGGACUCACAGCGCUCUCGGCAGCUUUCUGCUCGCCGAAUUGCGACAUCCACAUGUGGUUUCUUCUGCAUCACGCCGUGGAUCAGGAGCGAAAGAAGACUGCGCAGAGUUCGCGGAUGGACGAGAAGCGGACCUUGCGCAUGCUCGUGUCACUGCUGCGUGGAGAAGGGCAGAAUUUCACAGAAAUGGUUAGUGGCUUGCUGAAAGAGGUUGAACCGGGACAAUUCCGUUCUGAGAGAUUGAAGGAACGCGUACGCACGGUCCUUUGCGACUAUGCAUGGGACACGCAGGGGGUGCAGAAUUUUUUUGAGGGUCGUCGAAAGUCCAUGUACGGCUUUGCAGACGUCAUAAAAAAGAAGUCGGAAGAUGUCGAUGCAUUCAAUCUGAGCUGGCACAAUAUGCUCUAUGCCAAGGAAGUACAAGUGUCCUUGCGAAGCCUACCCAUCGCGGCACCUCUGGCAUGCAAGCCGUCGGUGCUUGCAGCACUGGCAGAGACCGAAAACGAGGAGACACUAGAAACAGAAGCUGUGGAAGCCAUCACCGCAGCGGCGUGGCUUCAGAUGCGCAUGGCCACCGCCGUGGACAGUUUCCUGAACUGCGUGGCUUUGGGAUGUUUGUGUUUGGCAACUUGGGCAUGCCGCUACGGAGGUAUGGAUGCCCAGCCUGCACUAUGGGUCCUGGCAAUCAUACAGUUCAAAGAGGCUGCGGAAUUGCUCUCGCAGCUUGGUUUCUACUGCUGGAGCCGUCUGUCCCGCAGACGCAAGGAGCGGGCUGAACUGUGUCGCGCGCAUGUGGAUCGCGUGAAUGGAAAGGACGUGAAGCUGCUGGGUGAUGCAGAUAUCUUGUGGGUUCAUCCUGCACCCAGCUUGGAAACUCUGGUUGAUCUGCUCUUCUUGGCAGCCGGCUCGGGUGCGAUCUAUCGCCAGAUGGAUCUCUGUGUCAAUCAAGAGUUGGAGCCUAUCUUCUUGCCAGGCUUUUGUUCGAUGUGCUGGCUCCGACUCUUGUACAGCCUUCGUGGAGAGCGGUGGCUGGGCUAUUAUUUUCUGCCCAUUCUGUUAGCCGUUCGAGACACGGGGCCGUUCUUCUUCGUCACCUCCCUCUGCAUCGCCAGUGCGACCCAUGCCUACGUGAUCAUGAACCCGCGAGGCGAGGACGAUUUUCCUGUGUACUCUGCAUUCACACACACAGUCCGAUUAGCCAUCUUCGGGGACUUUGACCUCUUUGAAUACCAGGGCCAAGACACUACCUUUGAGCAAGUAGAGGGCGAGUGGGCACCGAAUGACCCUAGUCCGAAAGACUUGGAGCAGCGCUCGUACAUCUACCUGCAGUUCUGCUUCUUCUGCACCGGGAUUGGCAUUACGGUGCUGCUCAUGAACCUGCUACUCUGGUGCAUGGUAG